UUUUCCCCAGUCGAAUUUAACAAUUUUUCUAUUUGUUGCAAUACUGCAAAAAAUCCAAAAAAAUAGAAAACACAAAUCAAUAUCAUGAAAUAAUAAAAAUUCGAAGUUUAUAAAUAAAUUGCGGCACGUCGAUUUUAAGUACGGAUGCGUGUUUAGCUGCAAUUAUUCGUACAAGCAAAGGGGCGGGAGUGUCCUCCAAUAUAACGUUUUCCAUCUGCCUUGCAAAAACGAUAAUACAGAGGCUAAAUUGAUAAGUACGAUUAACCUUCAACAUUCAGCCCGCUUAUUGUCAUUUUCCAAUUGGAUUGUAAAAGGUAUUAUAUUGGAUAAAUAAAAAAGACCAAUUAGCCUAACUUGUUAAAGGGACAUUCAGGAAGUGUGUAGUGUGCCGUGUCGUCAAUUGUGGUUUUGUCAAGCGAUCGGUUACCAAACGCAGUUAGUUCUCAAGGUACUGCUUUGCCGACUAAAGAAAUGUGCGAUUCAGAUGACAGCAAAGUACAAAAGUGGACAUGCGAUUAUUGCACCUAUGAAAACUUUCCCUCGUCGCUUAAAUGCACAAUGUGUAAAGGUGCAAAACCACUGUUGAAUGAGGAUAUCUUCCGACUAAGUCCCCCCCAAACAGCCUUUGGUGGUGAAGAGGAGCGUGGCGCUACUGCUGAUGUGGUGGAAGCUUCUAGCCUUAACGCUUGUUAUGCACAAUCGCGGCAAGAUGUACCAUCAACAACUCCAGCCACGGCCUCCCCAUCUGCUUGCGCUAAAUGGGCCUGCAAGAUGUGCACCUACCUAAACUGGCCACGAAGUUUGCGAUGUGUACAAUGUUGCACCAAGCGUGGCACAGCUGUUCAUGUUAAUGUCGAACAAACUAUUUGCAACGCCGGUGAGGCGGCAGCAGCUUCAUUACCUGCUAGUGCAAAUCUAGACGCAAUUGAUGGUCCCCAAAGUUAUAUUGAAAAAAGUUCAAAAACCGUGGAUGUCGUCAACGAAACACCAGCAGCAAUAAUUACCACGAACUCAUCGACAACUUCGUCGAAUAACCUUAAAGAACAGUUAAAAUCAUUACGUAUCACCAAUGAUAUGGAAUUGAAUACUAGUAAUAACGCGGAAUCGAAUAAAAACGAAGCAAGCAGUCACACUGACCAAAUUCUUAAAAAAGCAAGUAAUAGUUAUAUUCAAUCCGUGGGUGCCGCUUCAAAUAGACUUAGUCCAUUUGAACAGUCGUCUAAUGCCAAUAUGAUUGUGGCGACAAAUACCACAACGGUUAAUACAACACACUUAAAUAAUCUUGCAAAUUCGUCGCAGCAACAACAACAGCACAAUCAAUCGUCCACAUCUCUGCAGAACUGUUAUGUAGCCAAAUGGGCCUGUAAUACGUGUACUUAUGAAAAUUGGCCAAAAAGUCUUAAAUGUUCAAUGUGUGGAGAGCCGCGUGAUGGAAAUGCAACCUGCAUAGCUUCGUUGGGUGACAACAACGCCAUCACAGCAACAUCCGGCUCGGGAAGCAACAAUUUCCUCAACAUAAAGGAUGAAAACCAUGACAUGACUGUGUCAACGAAUAAUUCAUUCAACAAAAAACAUAUUUACCAACUAGGUUCUUCUGAGACUAUAAACAACUGUGAUACGGUGCAAGAGCGUCAAGAACGGCGUACCCGACAAAUAAGACGACAAGUUGAUUGGCAGUGGUUAAAUGCUUGCCUCGGUGUUGUGGAAAACAAUUAUAGUGCUGUGGAGGCGUAUUUGUCUUGUGGCGGCAAUCCUGCACGUGCUUUAACGGCGACUGAAAUCGCUAUAUUGAAUCGUAACUCGGCGUUUGACGUGGGUCACACGCUGAUUCAUUUAGCAAUACGUUUUCAUCGCGAAGAAAUGUUGCCCAUGUUGCUUGCACAGAUCUCAGGCUCCGGGCCUGGCAUUAAACGCGUACCUUCAUAUGUUGCACCGGACUUAGCCGCCGAUAUACGAAGGCAUUUUGCAAAUACGCUACGCAUGCGUAAAACUUCUUUUAAUUGCUUGUAUGUGCAAGAGCAUGCGACAUUUGCUUUGCCAGCCGAGAUAGAAGAGUUGCCAAUACAAAUUCAGGAGCAGCUAUAUGAUGAAUUGUUAGAUCGUGAUGCCCAAAAGCAACUUGAAAACCCUCCACCCGCACUCAAUUGGUCGCUGGAAAUCACAGCACGCUUGGGCUCUCGGUUAUUAGUGUUGUGGAAUCGUAGCGCUGGCGAUUGCCUAUUAGACUCGGCAAUGCAGGCAACUUGGGGUGUGUUUGACCGCGACAAUACGCUGCGUCGAGCCUUGGCAGAUACCUUGCAUCAGUGUGGUCCCAUCUUUUAUCCACGUUGGAAGGAAUAUGAAAAGUGGCAGGCAUCUAUGUUACAUUUUACAUUGGAAGAUGCCCAAUGGCAAGAAGACUGGAGUAAUUUGCUGUCGUUGGCCAGUCAACCGGGCUCAUCUUUGGAACAGUUACAUAUAUUUGCUUUAGCUCAUAUAUUGCGACGACCAAUCAUAGUUUACGGUGUAAAAUAUGUCAAAAGCUUUCGUGGCGAGGACAUCGGCUAUGCGAGAUUUGAAGGACUUUACUUGCCGCUAUUUUGGGAUCAAAAUUUCUGCAUAAAAUCACCCAUUGCACUCGGUUAUACGCGUGGACAUUUCAGUGCUUUAGUGCCGAUGGAGCCCUUUGCCCGAAUCGAUCCACGUAGAGAUGAACCAGAGGAUGUGCGUUAUCUGCCGUUGAUGGAUUGUGAAUCAAAACUUUUUCCAAUACACUUUCUAACUCAGGCUGAGAUGGGCCGCGAAGAGGCUAUAAUGCGACAAUGGUUGGAUGUGUGUGUUACAGAUGGCGGCUUACUGGUGGCACAACAGAAAAUACGUAAACGUCCUCUGUUGGUAGCACAAAUGCUGGAAGAAUGGUUAAAUCACUAUCGAAGAAUCGCUCAAGUCAUAACAGCGCCUUUUGUGCGAAGACCUCAACAAACCGGCUACUCAAGUGAGGGUGAUUCCGACGAAGAAUAGGCACGAGCGCAAACUAGUUGCAGUUCUUGGAGACAACUUGCUCGACGGUGACAUUAAGCUAAUAAGCACGAUAUAAAGUGGUAGUGUAUACUUCAUAAAAGAAUCCCAAAACAUAAACUGAAUACAUAUAUACAAUUAUUAAAAUUGAGUAACUAAAAGUAUGAAUACCUAGAUAACUAACAUGCCGUUAUAUUGAUUAAAAAAAUUAAAGCAUAUUUUACGUAGUUAACGGGUAUUGCGAAACUUACGUAUUUGUAGGUUUGUACGAUACAUACAAAUAAAUAUAUAUUACGAGAAAAAAUGCAAAGAAAAUGUAGCAAAUAACUAAAAAAAAUCAUAUCCGUUUCCAAUUCAACAAAAAUCGUUGAUUUUAGUGAGAAAGCUAAAUAAUGCAAUCUAAAGGAAACGUAAAUAUAAACAGAAAAUAAUUAGAAACUUAUGUUUAUCAUGGUGAUCACACUCACACACAGGUGUGUAACAGUUAAUCGAGUUUAGUGUAAAAUUAAAAUAACAAAAGGCAAAAGGCAAAAGACAAAACGGAUAUGAGAUCAAAAUAGCAAAACCGAUAGCAUCUCAUACAAUACAUGUGCUAUUUAAACUUUGAUGAACGAAAAUGUCAAACAUUUACCGACAUUGAAUUCACGUGCGUACGUUGAGUCUCAAGUAAAGUAUAAAUAAAAGAAAAUUUAAAAUAAAAUAGUUUUAAUAUUAAGUAUGUAUUAUUUACAAAAUCAAAUGAAUGUAAAAUAUGUAAUACUUGAACUAGAAAAUAUUUUAUUGUCAUAAUGCGUUUCUUUUUGCUGGCCGACUACAGUUGUCGUACUAAUUUUAUCAGUAAUUGUCCGCAAUCAAAAAGAAAAAAAAGGAAAAAAAUAUAUUUAUAUUGAAAAAAUUUUAAAAACAUA
Bactrocera tryoni is the source of this 3905-nucleotide messenger RNA. RefSeq names its product ubiquitin thioesterase trabid (gene trbd). Gene Ontology annotation, molecular function: cysteine-type deubiquitinase activity; K63-linked polyubiquitin modification-dependent protein binding. The record is from RefSeq and is a predicted model, not a curated record. The coding region runs from base 472 to 3000 and encodes 842 amino acids. Gene Ontology annotation, cellular component: cytoplasm; nucleus. NCBI's taxonomy places the organism in Eukaryota, Metazoa, Arthropoda, Insecta, Diptera, Tephritidae. Gene Ontology annotation, biological process: cell migration; protein K33-linked deubiquitination; cytoskeleton organization. The transcript is spliced from 10 exons.